AUGAGAAGUUUUACUAUUUCCAGAGCUCCUCCGCCAACAAGACCAUAUUUGGCAAGAUUCCUUUUCCUCAGUACUAUUGGAGUAUUGUUUCUCUUGAAUGUGAUCUUGUUUAUGUACUUCAUUGAUGUCAAGACCAACACGAGCAUUUCAACAAUCUUUGCAAACUACCACCACGUUGAUAUCAAGGAUCCAGAGCUACUUUCGUGUAUUGACAGUUACGCUGAAGAGGUGGGCACUGGUAAGUGUGAUAAGGGCACCAAGAGACUGCUUUCAGCUGAUCUCGACAAGCUCCACGUCAAGUACAAGGAGACCCUCAAGAUCGUUCCUUUGCAAUGGUACCAUGCUCUGGUUAAGCGGGAGUCUACUAGUUCCUGCCAGAAACGGUAUCUUCCUGAUUAUCUGGACUUCACUGAUCUCGUCAAAGGCACACUUGGCGCUCUAGGACGGGCCCAGGACUCCAUAGGCCGCUACGAAGCUAUCAAACAAUCAAAAACACCCAAAAGAAGGUUUGGCGUGUUCAGUGUACGGUCCCAUGUGGCUGCAAACGCUUACGCAUGUAAGCUCCUGGAAACCACCCAACAUGCAAAAUCCAUACUUGACGAGUUUCACACCGUGGUGGAAAUGCAAGAUUUAAGCGUAUCUCCUGUAUUUCUUUGGCGUUUCUAUGAGUCACUUACCAUUAUCAACUAUCUUGCAUUGACAGGGGAAGUCCAGGACUGA
Molecule: messenger RNA, 720 nt
Organism: Candidozyma haemuli
Lineage: Eukaryota; Fungi; Ascomycota; Pichiomycetes; Serinales; Metschnikowiaceae
Exons: 1
Coding region: 1-720 (239 amino acids)
Source: RefSeq, a predicted model, not a curated record